Molecule: messenger RNA, 1307 nt
Organism: Grus americana (Whooping crane)
Lineage: Eukaryota; Metazoa; Chordata; Aves; Gruiformes; Gruidae
Gene: SYCP3
Product: synaptonemal complex protein 3
Exons: 8
Coding region: 332-1048 (238 amino acids)
Biological process (GO): spermatid development; meiotic cell cycle
Cellular component (GO): synaptonemal complex
Source: RefSeq, a predicted model, not a curated record
AUACAUAAUAAGCUUUAUGGAAGCCCAGCAGGUAGGAACCUUAAGAAGGUUCCUAAUUUACUUCCUUGGUUUUUAGCAGAAUCAAGUAUGUACCUACUAGCUCUGUUUUGUUUUGUUUUUUUUUACCCUGAUCUUAGAAACACCUCUGAUAGGUAAUCCUGUGGAUUACCUCAAAACUAAACCAGUUUGAAUAUCCUUACAGGUGGAGACUGCUACAGGGGUGUCCGUAACAGGUCAAUGUAAGCAUGAAAACAUAUUUAUCUUCAAAGUAUUGUGGGGAAAGUUAGGAAACAAGUACAACACACUGUUUCAGUAGGAAGAAAAUCUCAUAAUGGCACCAUCAAGAAGAAAGCAUGCAGGAAAAGCUGGUAAACCAGAAGAGGAAGAUCAAGCCAUACCUGCCUAUGACUUUCAGGAGGAGAGAAAAGAGCUGAGUGGAUCAGAGGAAGAUAUUAGAGAAGGUGAAACACCAGUAAUAGACAAGCAUGGAAAGAAAAGACCUUUGGUGACUACUCAUGUGGUUCCAGAUGAUGUGGGGGGUGAAGUACAGAAUAUGCUGGAAAGAUUUGGAGCUGACAUUAACAAGGCUCUCUUAGCUAAGAGGAAAAGAUUAGAAAUGUAUACAAAAGCCUCGCUCAAAACUAGCAACCAGAAGAUUGAACAUGUUUGGAAAACACAGCAGGAGCAAAGGCAGAAGCUCAAUCAUGAGUUCUCCCAGCAGUUCCUGACUUUAUUUCAGCAAUGGGAUGUAGAUGUGCAGAAAGCAGAGGAGCAGGAAGAAAAACUAGCGAAUAUGUUUCGUCAGCAACAAAAAGUUUUUCAACAGGCAAGAAUAGUUCAAAGUCAGAGACUGAAAACCAUUAAGCAACUCUAUGAGCAAUUCUUAAAGAGCAUGGAAGAGCUGGAGAAGAGCAAUGAAAAUCUUCUAGCUGGUACACAAAGUGAACUUCGCAAAGAAAUGGCUAUGUUGCAGAAGAAGAUUAUGAUGGACACUCAACAGCAGGAGAUGGCAACUGUUCGCAAGUCUCUUCAGUCCAUGUUAUUCUGAUGGCUCAAUGGAGAAACAACUUGUACCUAAGUAACAUGAUACAAGUAUAGGCAUUAGCCAUAGAGAAGUAUGUUAAGAUUUAAAUGUUUCAAAGUUCCUAUUAAAUGCUUUCAUGGAUUGUUCUAAUCUUGUGUCUGAUAAUGAUUUAAGAAUGUAUAUUAGUAAAUUUAUUACUGGGGGGGGGAGAAGGGUAUGGACCCCAAACCAUUUACUGUCCAAUUUAACUACUUAAUACUAAUUUUCAAUAGCACUGGAUUGU